Balaenoptera ricei (Rice's whale) is the source of this 778-nucleotide messenger RNA. It is a transcript of the gene ATP5MK, whose product is annotated as ATP synthase membrane subunit k. NCBI's taxonomy places the organism in Eukaryota, Metazoa, Chordata, Mammalia, Artiodactyla, Balaenopteridae. The coding region runs from base 495 to 671 and encodes 58 amino acids. The transcript is spliced from 4 exons. The record is from RefSeq and is a predicted model, not a curated record.
UGGCUGGGAAGCCUUGGUGCGAGGUAAAGACCCCCUUCCCCCAGCUCAUAAAGGCCCUUAGAAUGCAUUUUCCAGUGGAGAAAAAUGAGGCCCGCAGAGAAGGGAGUGUCCCAAGGUCACCCAGUGACGUAAUAUUGGAUGAGAACUCGGGCUUCUGACCCCCUCUGGUCAUGUUAACCUCUUUCCCACUGUAUGCCCAGAGCAGUUUGUUUGCACUGAGCUGUGCUUAGGAAGCUGUCCAGCCAGGCCUCCUUUAGCUGCGCUGCAGCCUUUGUCAAGCGGGAGCGAGUGUAGCCCGCCCUCUGCGCUUCGCCGGGCACGCGAUAAGCGGGUUAGAUUUCAAUCUGUGUUCGAUCAGUGGGGAAGGCCUUUCCUAGGAGGUAGCCAGAACAGAGAGCUGUAAACUCCUUGAAGUGCAAGAGGCUGCUUCUGGAGCGGCUCUCCCUCGUCUUUGCCUCCUUUACCGCGUCAUCUCACCAAUCCAGAUUGAAAUCAUGGCAGGUCCAGAAACUGAUGCCCAGUACCAAUUCACUGGUAUCAAAAAAUAUUUCAACUCUUACACUCUCACAGGGAGAAUGAAUUGUGUACUGGCCACAUACGGAGGUAUUGCUUUGAUAGUUUUAUACUUUAAGUUAAGGUCUAAAAAAACUCCAGCUGUGAAAGCAACAUAAACGGAUUCUCAAUUGUACCUCAUCUGUUAAGUUCCCAUGCCUAAAGAAGCUAAUGUCAACUCAUCAUGUGAUACUCGAUUUGUACAAUAAAUUAUGAACCUGGAAAA